Molecule: messenger RNA, 456 nt
Organism: Laccaria bicolor S238N-H82
Lineage: Eukaryota; Fungi; Basidiomycota; Agaricomycetes; Agaricales; Hydnangiaceae
Exons: 4
Coding region: 1-456 (151 amino acids)
Source: RefSeq, a predicted model, not a curated record
AUGCACCUUUGUUGCUCAUCCCUGUGGCUUCCCCGACUUCUUCUAGGCCCAUGUGCACCUCCCUCACCUGCCCUUAGUUUGUUGUGCCCUGCUGGUGUUGUCUCAGCACCCCCCAGUCCUCUGGUGGGAGGACCAGUCUGCAAUCUGGGAGUUCACUUGCAAAAUUUACUGGACUGUGUCCUGCUCACCUUGUCUGUCACUUUGAUUUAUCUGAGUGCCAGUGAGCGAGUUGCUGUCAGCGUCUACAUCCAGCAGGCUCUGACAGGCUUCAACUGGCUCCUCUGGCUUCAUCAGUCUAAUCUUGCCCAUCUUCAAUUCAAAACAACCAGGCAAAGACACAACAUUUUGCAAUCCCUUAAUGACCUUUUUGGAUUAAAAAUCAAGAAAUUAGGAGUAACUAUUAUACUAUUGUUGUUGGAAAUGUGUUCUUGCAGCGGUUGUGGAUCAGAAUCUUAA